Molecule: messenger RNA, 2281 nt
Organism: Glycine soja
Lineage: Eukaryota; Viridiplantae; Streptophyta; Magnoliopsida; Fabales; Fabaceae
Product: BTB/POZ domain and ankyrin repeat-containing protein NPR1
Exons: 4
Biological process (GO): defense response to fungus; regulation of salicylic acid mediated signaling pathway; systemic acquired resistance, salicylic acid mediated signaling pathway
Cellular component (GO): cytoplasm; nucleus
Molecular function (GO): protein binding
Source: RefSeq, a predicted model, not a curated record
ACACAAAAACACUGAUCCCAAAUCCAUUGGCGUACGGACAAAUUCCCAGAUUUAUCUUUAAUAAAUGUCCUCAUAUCUUAGCAGCUUUUAAGGAACACAACACCAUUCUUAUUCUCAUUCAUAUAUAAGCACAGCUCCUACCUCUAUUCUCUUCAUCAUUCCUUAACCUCUCUCUCUAUCUGUGUAUACAUAUCAUUACCAUAUCUCUCACGAGGAGUUUAGUAUAGUUGAUUGAAUAAAUAUGGUUAUAAAAAAAAUCUCUGCCUUUCUCUACCAAGAAGUUAAACUUAAUUGGUUGAGCAUACAUGAAUUGUUGUAAACAUUCUGAUACAUGAUACAUGUUUUUAAUUUCUACGGAUAAAAAAAUAUCUAUCCUCUCUACUUUUGAACCAGAACCAUAUCCUUCAAGCCAUGAACUUCAGAAGCGGCUCCUCGGAUUCAAAGGACGCCAGUAACAGCAGCACCGGCGAGGCCUAUUUGAGCGGCGUUUCGGACGUCAUCACGCCGCUGAGGCGCCUCUCGGAGCAGCUCGGGUCAAUAUUAGAUGGCGGGGGGGUUGACUUUUUCUCCGACGCCAAGAUCGUGGCCGGAGACGGCCGGGAAGUGGCGGUGAACCGGUGCAUUCUGGCGGCCAGGAGCGGCUUCUUCAAGCAUGUCUUCGCCGGUGGUGGCGGCUGCGUGCUCCGGCUGAAGGAAGUGGCCAAGGACUACAACGUGGGGUUGGAGGCGCUUGGGAUUGUUUUGGCUUAUUUGUAUAGUGGAAGAGUGAAGCCUUUGCCUCAAGGUGGUGUUUGUGUUUGUGUGGAUGAUGUGUGUUCACAUUUUGGGUGUAGGCCUGCUAUUGAUUUCUUGCUUCAGCUUCUCUAUGCAUCCUCCACUUUUCAGCUCAAUGAGUUGAUUGCUCUUUAGCAGGGACAUCUACUAGACAUUCUUGAAAAGGUGGCAAUAGAUGAUAUUUUGGUGGUUCUAUCGGUCGCAAAUAUAUGUGGCAUAGUGUGUGAAAGACUACUAGCAAGGUGCACUGAGAUGAUACUUAAAUCUGAUGCUGAUAUCACCACUCUUGAAAAGGCACUGCCUCAACAUUUGGUGAAGCAAAUCACAGAUAAACGAAUAGAACUGGACCUGUACAUGCCCGAAAACUUCAAUUUUCCUGACAAACAUGUCAACAGAAUACACAGGGCACUGGAUUCGGACGAUGUGGAACUGGUAAGAUUGCUUUUGAAAGAGGGACACACAACUCUUGAUGAUGCUUAUGCACUCCACUAUGCUGUUGCAUACUGUGAUGUGAAGACCACCACUGAGCUUCUUGAUCUUGGUCUUGCUGAUGUGAACCACAAAAACUAUAGGGGCUAUAGUGUGCUGCAUGUUGCUGCAAUGAGGAAGGAGCCUAAGAUUAUAGUUUCUCUCUUGACUAAGGGGGCACAGCCUUCUGAUCUCACUUUGGAUGGAAGAAAAGCCCUUCAGAUUUCGAAACGUCUCACCAAAGCUGUGGAUUAUUAUAAGUCCACAGAGGAAGGAAAAGUUUCAUGCAGUGACAGGUUGUGCAUAGAGAUAUUGGAGCAAGCUGAGAGAAGGGAGCCUUUACUUGGAGAGGCAUCUCUUUCUCUUGCUAUGGCAGGGGAUGAUUUGCGCAUGAAACUGUUGUACCUAGAAAAUAGAGUUGGACUGGCGAAAGUGUUGUUUCCCAUGGAAGCAAAGGUUAUUAUGGAUAUUUCUCAAAUUGAUGGCACAUCUGAGUUUCCAUCAACAGACAUGUACUGUCCAAAUAUUAGUGAUCACCAGAGGACAACUGUGGACUUAAACGAUGCACCUUUCAGAAUGAAGGAAGAACAUCUAGUUAGGUUGAGAGCACUGUCUAGAACUGUGGAGUUGGGGAAACGCUUCUUCCCUCGAUGCUCAGAAGUGUUGAACAAGAUCAUGGAUGCUGAUGACCUAACUCAGCUUACAUGUAUGGGUGAUGACAGUCCCGAAGAUCGACUAAGGAAGCGAAGAAGGUAUGUGGAGCUCCAAGAAGUUCUGAAUAAGGUCUUCAAUGAGGACAAGGAGGAGUUUGAUAGGUCUGCCAUGUCAUCAUCAUCCUCUUCUACAUCAAUUGGAGUAGUGAGACCUAAUGCCAAUCUAGCCAUGAAGAACUAGGUGAAAAUAAUGUGCUCAGAGAUGAAUCCUUUUCUAUUGAUUUUGUGUUUCAAUGCUAGUUUUUGUUUAGCCAUUCUGUUUUUCCUUCCCAUAUUGUAUUUUUGGUAUUUUCAUAAAGGAAGAAGGGGAUGAAAUUUUAUAGCAA